AUGCAUCGUGUUGGUAGUGCGGGGAACACAAACAAUUCAACUCGCCCUCGGAAGGAGAAGAGAUUAACGUAUGUGUUGAAUGAUUCUGAUGACAAAAGGCACUGUGCAGGCAUAAAUUGUUUGUCUGUUCUUAAGUCUACUACAUUUGAUGGAUCUGGUUAUCUCUUCACUGGAAGUCGUGAUGGGAAGUUAAAUCGGUGGGCACUAGCUGAUGACAUGCCAUCAUGCUCUGCUACCUUUGAAUCUCAUGUGGACUGGGUUAAUGAUGUUGUUCUUGUUGGUGAUAAUGUUCUUGUUUCGUGUUCUUCAGAUACAACCCUUAAGACAUGGAAUGCUUUGUCCACAGGAACAUGUACUAGGACACUCCGUCAACACUCAGAUUAUGUUACUUGCCUUGCUGUGGCAGAAAAAAAUAGCAAUGUGGUUGCCUCUGGUGGCCUUGGCGGGGAGAUUUUUAUAUGGGAUAUUGAAGCUGCACUAGCUUCAGCUACAAAAUGCAAUGAUCCAAUGGAUGAUGAUGAUAAUUCAAAUGAUAUCAAUGUUUCUGGAAACUCAUUACCAAUGACAAGCUUACAUACCAUCAGCUCAAGUAACAGUAUGUCUAUGCACACUACUCAAUCUCAAGGAUACAAUCCAAUUAUUGCCAAAGGCCAUAAGGAAUCUGUUUAUGCAUUGGCAAUGAAUGAAGGUGGAACACUUCUUGUCUCCGGUGGUACAGAAAAGGUUUUGCGUAUUUGGGAUCCGAGAUCUGGAUCAAAGACUUUGAAGCUAAAAGGGCAUACAGAUAACAUCAGGGCUUUACUUCUGGAUUCUACUGGCAGGUUUUGUAUAUCAGGAUCUUCAGACUCUAUGAUAAGGCUUUGGGAUCUUGGUCAGCAACGCUGUGUGCAUUCUUAUGCAGUUCAUACAGAUUCUAUUUGGGCUCUUGCAAGCACUUCAACAUUUAGUCAUGUUUAUAGUGGUGGUAGAGACUCUUCUUUAUACUUGACAGACUUGCAAACAAGAGAGAGUGUUUUGCUUUCAACCGGGGAAAAUCCUAUUCUUCAAUUGGCUUUGCAUGACGAUAGCAUUUGGGUUGCAUCAACAGACUCUUCAGUGCACAGAUGGCCUGCUGAAGGACGCAACCCUCAAAAGAUUUUCCAUAGAGGCAAUUUGUCCUUUUCCAGAGCAAGGGUGUCACUAGAAGGAUCUACCCUUGUUCCUGUAUAUAAACAACCAACUUUAACUAUUCCUGGCAUCCCUUCAAUUGUACAACAUGAAGUUUUGAAUAAUAGGAGGCAUGUCCUGACAAAGGAUACUUCUGGUUCAGUAAAGUUGUGGGAAAUUACGAAAGGUGUUGUAGUUAAAGAUUUUGGAAAGGUUUCAUUUGAGGAGAAGAAAGAAGAGUUGUUUGAGAUGGUUAGCAAUAUUCCAGCAUGGUUCACAGUGGAUACUAGACUUGGAUGUUUGUCUGUACAUUUGGACACUCCUCAAUGUUUUUCUGGUGAGAUGUAUUCUGCAGAUCUUAACAUUGUAGGCAAGCCUGAAGAUGAUAAGGUUAACUUGGCUCAAGAAACACUGAAAGGGCUCUUGGCUAAUUGGUUGAUAAAAAGAAAGCAAAGAAUGGGAACUCCAGCCCCUCCAUAUGAUAAUGCGGAGUUACUAUCUGGAAGUGUUACACAUUCAAGAACUGAGCUUGAUGGAAGUUCUGAGACUGAGAUAAUGGUUUAUCCUCCAUUCGAAUUCUCAGAUGUUUCCCCUCCUUCCAUUAUUACCGAGGGAACCCAUGGAGGUCCGUGGAGAAAAAAAAUGUCUGAUUUAGAUGGAACUGAGGAUGAAAAAGACUUCCCCUGGUGGUGUUUGGACUCUGUAUUGAAUAAUCGGUUACCUAGCUUCUAGAGAAAAUAUGAAGUAAUUAACGUUUUGCCUUCCUGUACACUCUCAUUGUUUGGUGGAACCCAUGCUUGUAGUAGCAAGGAAGAAGACUUGUUUGUGGGUCAUGGCAAUUGCAUUUAUUAAGAACUUGGUUGGCUGAUUUCUUUCUUUCUUUC
Messenger RNA from Glycine soja, 2030 nucleotides. RefSeq names its product WD repeat-containing protein 48-like. The transcript is spliced from 14 exons. Gene Ontology annotation, molecular function: ubiquitin binding. NCBI's taxonomy places the organism in Eukaryota, Viridiplantae, Streptophyta, Magnoliopsida, Fabales, Fabaceae. Bases 1 to 1878 code for a protein of 625 amino acids. The record is from RefSeq and is a predicted model, not a curated record. Gene Ontology annotation, biological process: double-strand break repair via homologous recombination; protein deubiquitination.